Molecule: messenger RNA, 753 nt
Organism: Aphidius gifuensis
Lineage: Eukaryota; Metazoa; Arthropoda; Insecta; Hymenoptera; Braconidae
Product: phospholipase A2-like
Exons: 4
Coding region: 112-669 (185 amino acids)
Biological process (GO): phospholipid metabolic process; arachidonate secretion
Source: RefSeq, a predicted model, not a curated record
UAAAAAAGACUCUCGUGUUUCAUCAAAUAAAUUUUUCUUUUUAAAAUUAAAAUAUACAAACAGCAAAAUAAACAUAUACAAAAAUUAUUUUUAUUUGUCAAUUUAUUGUACAUGAUGAUUCAAGUAGUUAAAUUAUUUAUACUUUUUAUUUUAUUUGACACACUUAAUUGUCAAUUUGAAGAUGAUCAAUUUGACUUAGACGAAGGCUGGUUCACCGACGACAAAUACAAUGACCCUUAUUUUGUCGCAUUGAGAAAUAAAAAUGGUCUAAUUUUUCCAGGAACCAAAUGGUGUGGUGAAGGUACCAAGGCAAUGAAUGAUACAGACUUUGGCACAUUUAUUGAAACCGACAAAUGCUGCAGAUCUCAUGAUUUUUGUCCAUCGAUUAUAAAAGCUGGACAUAAAUGGCAAGAUUUAACAAAUUCAGACUCAUCAACUAGAUUAAGCUGUAAAUGUGACAAUGAAUUUUAUGAAUGCCUCAAAAAAAUUCAAGAUGUGCCAAGUAAAACAAUUGGAACAAUAUUUUUUGAUGUAUUAAAAAAAAAAUGUUUCGAAAAAACAUUUAAUGGAAAAUAUGUAUGGCGCUCAUCGAAAUCAUAUUCAAGUGAAACUUUUACAAAUUAUAUCAAGCAAUUUAACAAGACAUCAUUCAAUGAUUUUGAUAUUUAAAAAUAAACCAAAAAUAUUUUUUUAAUUCCAAAAAGAAAAGCAUACUAAUUUUUGUAAUAAAAAAUUUUUUUGUUAUUAAUUUUA